AUGGAUAUAGAUUUGAGUGGAAAGGUGGCGAUAGUGACUGGAGCUAGCUCAGGAAUUGGAGCAGAGACAGCAGUAACAUUUGCAAAAUAUGGAGCUAAGGUAUCACUAGUGGGACGAGAUGAAGUCAGACUUCUGCAGACAGUGAACAAAUGUGUGGAAGUAAGCAACGUAGUGCCACUGUGGGUGCGACUAGACCUGACACAACCAGGGGCCUGUGAAGCAGUCAUCAACAAGACCGUAGAAACAUACGGCAAGCUAGACAUACUAGUAAACAGUGCUGGAAAGGUAAUAUUCUCAUUCCUAUCUGACGAUUCAAUGGAGAGGUUAGAUGACUUGAUGAACGUGAACUUCAGAAUACCAUAUCACUUAUCACAGUUAGCACUACCGCAUUUGGAGAAGACGAAAGGAAAUAUAAUUAACAUAGGAACUUCAAUGUCGAGACGGACAAAACCUGGGAUGCUGGGAUAUACCGUGUCAAAGGCUGCACUGCAGAUGUUUACAAGACAGGCGUCAUUUGAAUUAGCGCCGAAAGGAGUGAGGAUAAACUGCAUAAGUCCAGGGCCUUCAAAGACGAAUAUUUUGGCGAAUAUAAUUGUGAAUAAUCCAGAAUUGAGGGAUAUGAUCAACAAAGAUUUGAUAAAGUCGACGUCUGAUGGUAAUAUGUUGGAUCCUAAAGAGGUUGCCUUGUUGAUUUGUUUGACUGCCAGUGACGCGUUUCCGAGUCUUAAUGGUGCUGAUAUGUUGCUAGAUGGUGCAGUUUGUAUGGCUUAG
Molecule: messenger RNA, 771 nt
Organism: Spodoptera littoralis (African cotton leafworm)
Lineage: Eukaryota; Metazoa; Arthropoda; Insecta; Lepidoptera; Noctuidae
Source: the annotation of a GenBank genome assembly